Molecule: messenger RNA, 166 nt
Organism: Ichthyophthirius multifiliis
Lineage: Eukaryota; Ciliophora; Oligohymenophorea; Hymenostomatida
Exons: 1
Source: RefSeq, a predicted model, not a curated record
GAAAAUAUAAUUUAUAUAUUAAUAAUAAUAAUAAUAAAAAUAAUAAAAAUAAUAAUAAUAAUAAUAAUAAUAAUAAUAAUAAUAAUAAAAAUAAUAAUAAUAAUAAUAAUAAUAAGGACCUUUAAAUAAUACUCUUUUAGAUUUAUAAUUAUUUUAGAAUAUAUAA